Messenger RNA from Stylonychia lemnae, 2706 nucleotides. The record is from the annotation of a GenBank genome assembly. Lineage: Eukaryota; Ciliophora; Spirotrichea; Sporadotrichida; Oxytrichidae.
AUGAAUAAAAGUUCAUCAACUUCCUUCAGAAACAGCUAUGAAAUGCCAAGUGUCAGUGCUCUGGACAAUACUCUUUCAUUUGAGGAGAAUAUGAAAGAAAGGGCAAUAUAAAAUCUGAGAGAAAUCCCCUUGUAGCUAACAGAUACUCCCAAAAGAUGUGUGCUUAGGAACUCUCCAAUAAAAAAGAAUGAUCCCAUUACAUCAGCAGCUAAAAGAAAUGCAAGAAAAAAUGCAUAAAUCGAGAAUAUGAUGUGCGAGAGUCCUCCCAUCAAUUAAUACUAGCAAUAUGAUUCGAAUGUUUCAUAGACAAAGUAAUCUCCCUCAUAACCACAAAGGUAAAAUAACAGGUACUCCACAAACAAAUCAAAAAAUUAUGAUAGCAAUAAAAAAGGAGGCACUUCUUCUAAAUCACCCAAGAAAAGAACUGAUGCAUACAAUGAGUAUGUUGAUAAUGAAAACUAUGUGAAUCGAAAUAUGAUGCUGCUGACUCAGAGCGCAUUUAAUGUCAAUAGAGAUUUCGAUGAGUCUAAUCUAUAUAAUGGUAAAUUAAGCCAAAGUGCAGCCAACAAAUCAGAAAUUCAAAUGGUCUAAUCAUGUGCUUCAUUCUCCUAGAAAAGCAAUUAAACUUCAAAGCAAAGUUUAAGUAGAGAGAGAAGAGGCAGACAAAGCAGACUUAAAAAAGAUUCGGACUAGUCUACUAUGUACAAAAUUCAAAAUUUGAACAAUAGAGCAAUCUUAGGAAACAGUAUUAAUACCAUGAACUCUUGCAAUUUAAGAGAUGAAUCAGUUCUUAUGUCAAGCGACAAUUCAAUAAGGAAACAUAUUGAUCAUCAAAUUAAUCUCAGAAGGCUAUAACUUGUGGAAGCUUUCACUUAAAAGAUCGCUGCCAAAAAGAUUCAGAGGGUAUUCCGAACAUUUCUACUUUGGCAAAAGAUUAAACGUAGAACUGAGAUGAGUGUGGAAAGAAAACGAAGAGCUAAGUUAUAAAAAAUUCUUGCUGCCAAAAUUAUAGUCAAACAUGUUAAGAAUUGGCUAAGUUACAAGAAGGGAAAAUAAUUCAGAAGUUAUAUAAUCUCAAAAAUUGUAUUCAUCUAGAGAUGGUUUAAAUCUUAGAUGCUUAAAAUAAUGAUAGAAAAGAGAAUUAAUGCUAGAGCAUAAAUAUUUAGUCUAUUUUAAGGUUGGAAAACUCGCAAGAUAGUGAACUCUCUCGCUAAAGAGAUUUAAGAUUAUGUCAAUUGUGAUGAGGGCUAUCAAAAGAUGAGACUAAAAAAUCACUUCUUAGUGCUGUUUGAUAGUGUUAUUAAGAAUAAUCUUUGGCUUACAAAAAAUUUAUUCAGACUUCAAAGACUCUAAAACUUGCAGAGCUGUGUUAGUGCUAGAUCAGCAGCAAAAACACCUUAGAAGUAAAAGCCAAGUCAAUAGUAACUAAGCAAUAAUGUGAAAAGAGUAAAUAACAGCCAUGUUGUUGAUAUGAAAUCAAGAAGACCUGUCCCAACAAAGCGUGAUCCCAGAGAAAGUUCUAAAGAAUUUGAAAUUGCAUAAAGUCCCUUAAUCAAAUAGCAGAUGAUUAAGAAAACUGAAAGAGGCCAAAGAAACAAAAGUUCAAAUCUAGUAAACUAAAGUGCAACAGCAACUUAGGAAUCUAAAUUGACCAAGAUAACUCCUCAAUCUUAACUUGGGCAAAUUAGUUCAAAACCUUUGACAAAUCUUGAAGGUACGGCUAAAUUUAACGAUCUAGAUCAGAGCAUUAAUGAUACAACAACUGCCUCAAAUACAAUGACUAAGAAGUCAAGUAAUAAAAAUAUUCAACAAAGGAAUUCCAAUUAUGAUUCCUUUUCUAACAUUACUGCAGAUACUCCGACCAAUUUCUAAGGAAAUGCUUAGCUUCACAAGAAAUGUGAUUCGCAGCAACUCUCAAGCAAUAAUAUGACUUUGAUUAAAGGAUAGCACUUAAAGAAUAAAUACUCUCAAGCGUCUGGUAUGAAUAAAGAGUCAGCCAUAAGCACAAACUCAGCUAACACUCAAAGUGUAACACCCAGAAGUAAUAGCAUCUGUCCAAGCUCAUCUUAACAAAUAAUUAAGAACAAUGAUUUAUAAAAUGCUAAACUCAGCUAAAGGAAAUCAUCUAUGAUCUCCUAAAAUGCUACUUCAAAGAUUGAUUGCUGGAGGUAGAACAAUAACCUUAAUAAUUCAUCAUAAGUUAACUUAAGAGAUAAGUCUAUCCUCUUGAAUACUUCAGCCAUGGCCAGUAAUAAUUUAAACCAAGCAGACAACUCUGUUGAUGAAAGUUUGAUGCUGCUUUCUUUCAAUAAAUCACACACUUCAACUAUUGAUAAGAACGUAAUUAAACACAAUAAAUCUCUUAGUGUGAUAAAUAAGCAGAAGUCUAUAAGAAAUCCUUCAAGUUUAAAUAGCAGUUUCAUGAACUAGAUGGAUCAUUCAUUCAUGAUGAUCACUCAAGAUAAAACUUAAAAAACUGCUGAUAUUUCUCAUCAAGACUAGGAAAUACUUUAGUAUAAGAAAUGUCUGCAUGAUAUAGAAUCUAUCCUCGACACAAUCUAUGAAAAAGGUAUGCAAGCUAGAGUUGAUCAAAGAUAAGCAAUACCACUUGGCUAGAAAAUGAAAAUGGGCCAAAGAUUCAAUAAACUUGUGCAUGAACUCAAGGAGUAAUUCACUGUAGUCAGUUAAGUAGGGAGCAAGAAGUGA